Messenger RNA from Saimiri boliviensis boliviensis (Bolivian squirrel monkey), 2962 nucleotides. The record is from RefSeq and is a predicted model, not a curated record. Lineage: Eukaryota; Metazoa; Chordata; Mammalia; Primates; Cebidae.
AGUGCCUCGGUGUCCCUCACGGCCCUGGGCGCUCAGGGUCCGGCUCCAGGGGGUUAGUGGGAGGGAUCCCGAGUGCCCCCACCCACGAUUCCCACUUCCAAAACAACCCGUUUCCCGGGUGACCUGGCGCCGCGUCCGCAGCCGAGCAGGCGUCUCUCCAAAGCCUCGAGGCUUGGGUCAAAGUCGGGUGGCCAGCCCGGCCUCGCGCCGCCCCGCGGGUAACCUUGAAGCCGUCGCUCGGUGUCCCUGGUUGGCGGGGUCGGCUCCGUGAGCUGCGCGGCUGGAGGCUUCGGAACCUGCCAGUGCGGACCUUGCACGCCUCGCGGACAAUCGACCCCGGCUCGCGGUGCCCGCAGAGCGUCGGAGUAGGGAAGGUCCCGCAAGUCCCUGCCGGCGUGGCCUGGUCCCAGCGGCGGGCUUUCCAGAGCCCUCCACAGCCCAGGCCUACGACCACCUGUUAGUGGCUCGGGACUGCAGUGCCGCGCUCGCAGUGCCCGCCUGUGCCCAGCCCCAGGCGGCCGCCUUCCCGGGCCCGCUGCAGGCAGGGUAGCUCGGAUCAGCUUCGAGGAGGGGACCGAUCGCUCUCCAAAGGCUCUGCGCCUGGUGGGGCCCGCUACGCGCAAGGCCCCAAGCAAGGGGUCGGGCAGGUCAGGGCGGCCCACCGCAAGUGUCCUGUAGAACAACCAGGACCCAGGGGGCACUCGCUGGACACCUCAUCCCAUCCCCAGACGAGGAUGCGGGGGCCCAGGACACUUGCCCCCAGCCCGCGACCGGGGAGGCAGCCGCGAUCCCCUCCUCGAGCCCCGGCUUAGCGCCCCCUGGCGGACUGGGGGCUUCGGGAGGCGAGUGCACCCUGACCCGCGCUCUCAGGCGGAGGGUGACCCCGCGGCCCGCGCGGCUGUCCCGGGCGUUCCUACAAGGGACAGCAACAGUCCGUCAGGACCCAGAGGCUCGGGCCAGGCGCUGCCUCCCCGCGCCACGAGCUGGGGCGGCGAAGGCAGAGGCCUGGGACAGCCGAGGCUGCUCCGAAAGAGGCGGGAGGGGCAGGAGGCCUGGGUCCCCGUCCUCUGUGCGACCUAGGCGGCGGCUCCUCUCCGUGUGAGACUAGGCUGGAUAUGGAUCCCCUGCUGCGGUGUGCAGGACCAGCGGCGGCCGAGCAGGCGGACUUCGGCGCGGCUCCUCCUGGGUGUGACCCCGGGCGCGCCCGCCGCGCGACGAUGAGGGCGCGGCCGCAGGUCUGCGAGGCGCUGCUCUUCGCCCUGGCGCUCCAGACCGGCGUGUGCUAUGGCAUCAAGUGGCUGGCGCUGUCCAAGACACCAGCGGCCCUGGCGCUGAACCAGACACAACACUGCAAGCAGCUGGAGGGCCUGGUGUCUGCGCAGGUGCAGCUGUGCCGCAGCAACCUGGAGCUCAUGCACACGGUGGUGCACGCCGCCCGCGAGGUCAUGAAGGCCUGCCGCCAGGCCUUCGCGGACAUGCGCUGGAACUGCUCCUCCAUCGAGCUCGCCCCCAACUAUUUGCUUGACCUGGAGAGAGGGACCCGGGAGUCGGCCUUCGUGUAUGCGCUGUCGGCCGCUGCCAUCAGCCACACCAUCGCCCGGGCCUGCACCUCCGGCGACCUGCCCGGCUGCUCCUGCGGCCCUGUCCCAGGUGAGCCACCCGGGCCCGGGGACCGCUGGGGAGGAUGUGCAGACAACCUCAGCUACGGGCUCCUCAUGGGGGCCAAGUUUUCCGAUGCUCCUAUGAAGGUGAAAAAAACAGGAUCCCAAGCGAAUAAACUGAUGCGUCUACACAACAGUGAAGUGGGGAGACAGGCUCUGCGCGCCUCUCUGGAAAUGAAGUGUAAAUGCCAUGGGGUGUCUGGCUCCUGCUCCAUCCGCACCUGCUGGAAGGGGCUGCAGGAGCUGCAGGAUGUGGCUGCCGAUCUCAAGACCCGAUACUUGUCAGCCACCAAGGUAGUGCACCGUCCCAUGGGCACCCGCAAGCACCUGGUGCCCAAGGACCUGGAUAUCCGGCCCGUGAAGGACUCGGAACUCGUCUAUCUGCAGAGCUCACCUGACUUCUGCAUGAAGAAUGAGAAGGUGGGAUCCCACGGGACACAAGACAGGCAGUGCAACAAGACAUCCAACGGCAGUGACAGCUGCGACCUUAUGUGCUGCGGGCGUGGCUACAACCCCUACACGGACCUCGUGGUCGAGCGGUGCCACUGUAAGUACCACUGGUGCUGCUAUGUCACCUGCCGCAGGUGUGAACGCACCGUGGAACGCUAUGUAUGCAAGUGAGGCCCUGCCCUCCGCCCCACGCAGGAGUGAGGACUCUGCUCAAGGACCCACAGCAGCUGGGGCCAGGGGCCUGGAGACGCCCCACGGAUCUCUGCUUGUGAAUUCCAGAUGCCAGGCAUGGGAGGUGGCUUGUGCUUCGCCUUCACUUGGAAGCCACCAGGAUCAGAAGGCCUGGCCACCCUGGAAGGAGGGCCGGGACAUCAAAGGAAACCAACAAGAUUAAAAAUAACUUGUCCGCCUGAGGCCCUGGAGUGCCCACAGGCUGGUCUAAGGAGCAGGGCAUGGGAUUUUGUGAGACUGACAUGGACUUGACCUUUCAGGGCCACAGAGACCAGCCUCUGGGAAGGGGUCUGCCCGCCUUCUUCAGAAUGUUCUGUGGGACCCCCGGCCCACCCUGGAGUCUGAUCCUGUUGGGCCUGCCACAUGGAACCACUAGCUUGGGUUGUAAAUGUUUUCUUUGGUUUUUUGAUUUUUCUUCCUUUGGGAUAUGGAAGCUACAGAAAUAUUUAUAAAACAUAGCUUUUUCUUCGGGGUGGCUCUUCUCGAUUCCUCUUUAUAUAUUAUAUAUAUAUAUAUAUAUAUAUAUAUAUAUAUAUAUAUAUGAUGAUCUCUAUUUUAAAACAAGCUUUCUAAGCAGCUGUAUGAAAUAAAUGCUGAGUGAGCCCCAGCCCGCCCCUGCA